AACGCGAGUUCAUGCCAUUGAUGUCAUCUUAACGAGACGCAUUUUUACUUCACUGCAAAAGCAAGAAGCUAGCUAGCGAACUAACAAGCUACGUUGUUUUGAAGAAUGGCUUCUUCAAAAAAGGGGAAGAAAGUGGUAAAUCAGGAGGAACUGCGACGUCUGAUGAGGGUAAAACAGAGGCAAACAACCGACAAGAAGCGCAUCGAGUCUCCUUUUGCUAAAUACAACAGUCUCGGGCACCUCAGUUGUUUACUGUGCAAUGUGCAGGUAAAGUCCGAGCUACUGUGGCCUGCACAUGUUCUUGGAAAACCUCACAAAGAGAAAGUUGCCGAUCUUAAGUCAGGGAAAAGUCAACCAGCGACACCACAGAUACAACCGGUGAAGAGAAAAGCACCGGACAACGAUGACGACAGCGGGAAAAAAGCGAAACCCUCGUCCUCUGGGCUGCCUGAUGAUGUCUUCAAGAAACCCAACGCACCUGUUUCUACGCAAAAAUCUGCAGGUCUGAGUCUGUUGGCUGGAGUUUAUGAUGAAGAUGAUGAGGAGGAAGAAAAUGCUGGAGAGGCAGGAACUUCAACCCCCGCUCCCCAAAAGGCCGAACCUGCAGGACUACCCGAUGAUUUCUUUGACAGCUCCAUCCCAUCCACACCUGCCGUAUCCCACUCAGGAUCCAUCCUCAAAGCAGACGGACAGGAGAAAAGUGCAGAAAAGAAGGACAAUUCAGCCGAAGCACUGCCAGAGGGCUUCUUCGAUGAUCCUGUGAGAGACGCUAAAGUGCGCAAUGUUGACGCACCUAAAGAUCAAAUGGACAAGGAGUGGGACGAGUUUCAAAAGGAGAUCCGACAGGUGAACACAAAAUCUGAAGCCAUUGUGGCGGAGGACGACGAGGAGGGUCGCCUGGAAAGGCAGAUUGAUGAAAUUGAUGAACAGAUUGAGUGUUACAGGAGGGUUGAAUUACUUAGAGAUAAGCGAGAUGUGGUGAAGAGUAAGUAUCUGCCCGUGAAGGAUGAAAGUAUGGAGGUUGAUGGCAGCGACGAAGAAGAAGAGGAUGAAGAGGAGCUGCUGGGGCUUUUGUCCCGGGACUGGAGGGCUAAAGGUGCACUGGCCUAAGUGUCUAAUGAUAAUAACAGUGAGAAAAAAAAGCCAUGUGUGUGUCUGUUCAAGUCUGUCAGUAAUCCAACAAGUGUAAAUAUGUUUGACAAGAGUGUCGCAUCCUUUUUGUAUAUUUCAAACGAAAUAAAUGUGACGCAGUGAUGUGAAACGUUUGUGUAAAACAUUGUUUUGUAUUAAAGUUCUGUCAGUUCAUCACUAAAAGGAACCAAAUGGAAAUCAAACCUUUAA
Eleginops maclovinus (Patagonian blennie) is the source of this 1341-nucleotide messenger RNA. RefSeq names its product zinc finger protein 830 (gene znf830). The record is from RefSeq and is a predicted model, not a curated record. Lineage: Eukaryota; Metazoa; Chordata; Actinopteri; Perciformes; Eleginopidae. The transcript has a single exon. Gene Ontology annotation, biological process: nuclear DNA replication; mitotic DNA damage checkpoint signaling; mitotic DNA replication checkpoint signaling. Gene Ontology annotation, cellular component: nucleus; spliceosomal complex. Gene Ontology annotation, molecular function: nucleic acid binding; zinc ion binding. The coding region runs from base 106 to 1110 and encodes 334 amino acids.